This is a messenger RNA of Ogataea philodendri, 312 nucleotides long. RefSeq lists its product as uncharacterized. The record is from RefSeq and is a predicted model, not a curated record. NCBI's taxonomy places the organism in Eukaryota, Fungi, Ascomycota, Pichiomycetes, Pichiales, Pichiaceae. The coding region runs from base 1 to 312 and encodes 103 amino acids. The transcript has a single exon.
AUGUCUGAUCUGAACGAAUCUUCGGUACUGAAUCGCACCUCAAGACCUUUACUCUUGACAAACUCGAUCACCUCGAUCGCCGACUUGGUGAUAUACGACAUGUCCUUACCGUGCGAAUGCUGUCUCAAGAAACUGGAGGUUCCGAUGAAGAUAUUCACUCCGUCAACGCCUGUUUCCACGGCCACUUUGGCGUCGUGCAUGUGGCAUCUAAUAUGCGUAAGAAUCUUGGACGUUUUCAAUCCCAAUUUGCAAAUGGCUUCCACCUCCUCGCGCGCUUGUUCAGAAGCAACAGGCGAUGUCAAUUCGAUGUAA